Kalmanozyma brasiliensis GHG001 is the source of this 1254-nucleotide messenger RNA. Its product is annotated as FAD dependent oxidoreductase. The transcript has a single exon. Bases 1 to 1254 code for a protein of 417 amino acids. Lineage: Eukaryota; Fungi; Basidiomycota; Ustilaginomycetes; Ustilaginales. Gene Ontology annotation, cellular component: cytoplasm. Gene Ontology annotation, molecular function: oxidoreductase activity. The record is from RefSeq and is a predicted model, not a curated record.
AUGACUUCGUCACCCGCCACCAAUGCCACUGCGGUGCCCUUUGACCCGACAUCGGCCAUCGCACCGGAUCGCAAACGCACCCUCAUCAUCGGCGCCGGCAUUGUAGGCUCUUCGCUCGCCGCCAUCCUCUCCGCUUCGCCCAACCAGCAGGUGGUCCUCGUCGACCGCUCGGUCCGCGGUCUGCCCGGAUCCACAGGUCAUGCACCAGGCUACGUGGGGCAGUACAACGAGCUGCCUGUUCUCACCGAGCUCGCUCGCCGGAGUGUGACAAAGUAUCGCUCGAUCAAGGACGGAUUCGAUGUCGUAGGCGGGCUGGAAGUUGCUUCUUCCCCAGCUGGGCUCGAAGGGCUCAAGAAUCGAGCGGGGAAGGCGCGUGAUGCAGGCUUGCAAGCGGAAGUGCUGAGCAAGACCGCUCUGGUGGAGAAAGCGCCCAUCUUCAUCAAGCGCACCGGCAUCGAAGGCGGACUGUUCUUCGCCAACGACGGCACGGCUAACGCUCAACAUAUUGCGCGGUAUCAGCAGGACAUCGCUCGAUCCCAACGUGCACUGCUGCUCGACGCAGACGUCGUUUCCAUCGGCUCGAACAGUGUGCGGCUGAGCGACGAACGCGAGCUGGUAGCGGACAAGAUCGUGCUGUGUACGGGAAUCUGGACGCGCACCCUCCUGCAACAGCUGCCGAUAUUGCCCGUCGCCCAUCCGUACAUCUACACCGCCGAGCGGGCCCAGAGACCGGGAAAGACGCCCUUCGUUCGGUACCCCGAGCAUCACGUCUACGUUCGCGACCACGGAGUCAAAGAUGGGCUCGGGUCGUACGCGCACGAUCCGAUCCACGUCGCUUCCUCCGCACUCACAAGUUCGGCGUACGGAUCGUGGGAGAGCAGCUUCGAGUCCGUCCUCAGCACCGCACUGCAACUGCUGCCAGAGGAAACAGCGACCGAGUUCAGCGUCAACCCGAACCAGGUGGGCAAGGAGCGCGCGUUCAACGGCCUCUUCAGCGUCACGCCCGAUGGCAAGCCGUUGUUGGGUCGCGUGCGCGGGCAAGAAACCGUGUAUGUGGCCAGUGCAAUCUGGGUCACCCACGCGGCGGGGUGCGCACAGCUGCUUGCGGAUGUGCUGCUGGACCAGCUGAAGGAGGACGACAAGUGGAUGGUCGAGGAGCUCGAUGUCAACCGGUUCGAUGGACAAGAAUGGUCGCAGCUGGAGGAAAAGGCGCUGAGCACGUAUAACGACAUCUACAACAAGGGCUCGCAUUGA